GAGAACGAACGAACAGGAGGAGAGAGAGAAGAGGAGGAGGAGGAGAAUGGCAGGUUUGGCGAACACUUCCCAGAGGCUCUCGGUGAAAACCUGGACGGAGGAGGAGAGCGAGAGAGCGGACAGCGCCCUCAGCAGGGGGCAGUCCGUGUGCGAUGACACGUCCUCAGAACUACAGAGAAUGGCCGCCAUCGACAGAAGAGACAUCAACUCCCAGAAUUCCCUGCGCGGUCGAGGAGCUCUGUCCAGAAUCGUGGGCAUGGUUCUGACUCUGCGGGACUGGGCUCACAAAGGUUUACACGAGGAGGCGGAGCGACCGGACUCCUUCCUGGAACGCUUCAGGGGCCCCGCCCACCCCGACCUGCAGGCUCCGCCCAGUCGAGUCAGCUACAGCAACACAGGCUCAGACCCCGAGGAGAGGAGGCAGAGGAGGAGAAAGAAAAGAAAGUGCCGUAUAAUUGUCCUGAGUCCAUCAGAUGACCUGUAUUACCACUGGCUCUGUGUGAUCGGGACAGCUGUGUUUUACAACUUCACUUUACUGGUGGUCAGAGCGUGUUUUGAGGAGCUGCAGGCGGAGCACGUCCUGGUCUGGUUGGUGUUGGAUUACGUCUGUGAUGGAAUUUACAUCCUGGACAUCGCGGUGCGCCUCCACACCGGUUUCCUGGACCAGGGUCUGUUGGUGCGUGACUUGUCUCGCCUCAGACAGACUUACGUCCGAACAGUGCAGUGCUGGUUGGACCUGGGCUCUGUGCUGCCCACAGACCUGCUGUACCUGUGGGCGGGGCCGGACUACACCCCUCUGCUCAGGUUCAACCGCCUGCUGCGUUUGACCCGCCUCUCCGAGCUCUUCGAACGCACAGAGACCCGGACCGGGUACCCCAACGCCUUCAGGAUCUGCAAACUGGUGCUCUACAUCCUGGUCAUCAUCCACUGGAACGCGUGUGGGUACUACAGUUUCUCCUUGGUCCUGGGUUUGGGCUCAGACUCUUGGGUUUAUCCAAACGCCUCUGACCCCGAGUUCACGUCUCUGACCCGGAAGUACAUCUACUGCCUGUACUGGUCCACGCUGACGCUCACCACCAUCGGGGAAACACCGCCCCCUGUCAGGGACGAGGAGUACCUGUUCCUCAUAUUCGACUUUCUGGUGGGUCAUGUAUUUGAUUUGUUGCGUUACAGAAUUUCUCAAAGGCCCGUUCAGACCGGUGACAGGUCAGUGCGGACGCGGGUCUAGGCCGUCCUGCGUUUUGGCGGCGCGUCUUCAGGCGUCAGUGCGGUGCGAAUCCAGAAGCUGAAAAUGCUGUAGGACGCGCCGCACCGACCAAUCAGGGACGACGAUAUUACCUAGAAGAAGAAGAAGAAGAAAAAGAAAGGACUAAACCAGGACUAAACCAGGUCUGAACCAGGACUAAACCAGGACUAAACCAGGACUGAACCAGGACUAAACCAGGACUGAACUGGGACUGGACCAGUACUGAACCAGGUCUAAUCUAGGUCUAAACCAGGACUGAACCAGGUCUAAAGCAGGACUAAAGCAGGACUAAAGCAGGCCUAAACCAGGUCUAAUCUAGGUCUAAACCAGGACUGAACCAGGACUCACCAGUACUGAACCAGGACUGAACCAGGACUGAACCAGGUCUAAACCAGGACUAAACAAGGGCUAAACCAGGACUGACCCAGGACUAAACCAGGACUGAACCAGGACUGAACCAGGACUAAACCAGGGACUGAACCAGGACUAAACCAGGGACUGAACCAGGACUAAACCAGGUCUAAUCUAGGUCUAAACCAGGACUGAACCAGGACUGAACCAGGUCUAAACCAGGUCUAAACCAGUACUGAACCAGGCCUAAACCAGGACUGAACCAGGACUGAACCGGGACUAAACCAGGGACUGAACCAGGACU
Molecule: messenger RNA, 1901 nt
Organism: Boleophthalmus pectinirostris (great blue-spotted mudskipper)
Lineage: Eukaryota; Metazoa; Chordata; Actinopteri; Gobiiformes; Gobiidae
Product: cyclic nucleotide-gated cation channel-like
Exons: 8
Coding region: 47-1228 (393 amino acids)
Biological process (GO): monoatomic cation transmembrane transport
Cellular component (GO): plasma membrane; intracellular cyclic nucleotide activated cation channel complex
Molecular function (GO): cGMP binding; protein-containing complex binding; intracellularly cAMP-activated cation channel activity
Source: RefSeq, a predicted model, not a curated record